AUGCCUCACAUCUUCCCACAGGCGGUCGUCACAACGAAUGGAUUCGUAUUCUGCUCUGGCUCCAUCGCCAUGGAUCCCAAGACUCUCAAAGUCAUCGAUGGAGAUAUUCAAGCCCAUACACAUCAAGUGAUCCGCAAUCUUUCAGCUGUGCUCGAAGCAGCGGGGAGCAGCUUGAAGAAAAUCGUGAAGAUCAACAUCUUCCUCGACGAUAUGGACAAUUUCAACAAGAUGAAUGAAGUCUACACGCAGUAUUUCACGGAGAAUCUACCUUGCCGCACAUGCGUUGCUGUCAAGACAUUACCUCUCAAGACAGAUAUCGAGAUGGAGUGCACGGCUAUGCUCUAG
Molecule: messenger RNA, 345 nt
Organism: Exophiala bonariae
Lineage: Eukaryota; Fungi; Ascomycota; Eurotiomycetes; Chaetothyriales; Herpotrichiellaceae
Exons: 3
Coding region: 1-345 (114 amino acids)
Cellular component (GO): cytosol; mitochondrion
Molecular function (GO): deaminase activity
Source: RefSeq, a predicted model, not a curated record